Molecule: messenger RNA, 1809 nt
Organism: Alternaria ventricosa
Lineage: Eukaryota; Fungi; Ascomycota; Dothideomycetes; Pleosporales; Pleosporaceae
Exons: 1
Coding region: 1-1809 (602 amino acids)
Molecular function (GO): protein binding
Source: RefSeq, a predicted model, not a curated record
AUGUCCCUCUUCCGCACCCUCGACCGGACCUCUGCAGUCUCCAAUACCGCCCAUGCUCGCCCCUUCCUCGCCUUCCUAUACCCGAACUCCGAGAAGAAUACAUCAAAGAGGAGGUUCAGCAAGAAGGCGGUAGACAAUGCUCCGUUACCUGAUAGGCCGUCUGCUCGCAUGGACACUUUCUUCAUCCAGGCAUUGGUGCGGGCCGGGUCGUGCCCAAAGCAUGCGAAACAUGUACAUACCCCGCGCGACGUAGCAUCGCCGACACCGAAACACCAGAUAUCACGAAGGAAAAGCACGUGGUCGAAUUCGGAGAAGAAGUUGGAUGUUUUCCCCGAGCGCAAAGGGCCGCUCAAGAAAGUCAAAAACUUCGCCGAGAAGGAGCUGCAGGCCUUGGUGGAUUACUAUGGCAUGGAAAUUGAUACCCGGCCUGAGGCGGACGUUCCUGACGAGGGAAAGCUGGUCUGGAAUGUUGGCGAUGACCACGAGCCCUGGCCCCUCCGCGAGCCAGCAGAUGCGUUGCAUAUCAAGAAGUUAGAGGAUUUGCUGAAGGAUGAUGAGUCACCGCACGAUGAGGUGUUUGAUACUUAUAAGAAGCUUCAGUCGCCAGGAGUCGUGUACCUUACUACCAUGACUAUUCGAGCGCUACUGCACCACCUCGCCAUUGUCGAACGCCCCACACCCAUCGCAGCGCAACGGUUCCUCUCGGUCCUAGACGAUAUGAAGACGGCGCAUAUACACAUAGUUCGCUCAGAGUGGACAUCGGCCAUACAUUUGACUGGACGCGCCAUGGGAACUGUGUCCGAUGAUGAUCUGCAAAACACGCUUCGCAUCUGGCAGGACAUGGAGCACCGGGCCGGUCUGAGAGGUGGAUAUGUCACAUUCAAUGUGCUCUUCAACAUUGCUGUCAAAGCGGGCAAAUACACACUGGCCGAGACCUUUAUGAAAGAGAUGCAAGCCCGAAAGCUGCCCAUGCACCGACACUACCGUGUAGCACUCGUCUACUACUACGGCGUUCUACAAAACGGAGAUGCCGUCCGGAAAGCAUAUCUCGACCUUGUCUCCGCAGGCGACAUCGUAGACACCGUCGUCAUGAACGCCGUCAUAGCAUCUCUAAUGCGCGCCGGUGAGCCCUCAGCCGCCGAACACGUCUUCGAGCGGAUGAAGCGCCUCCACGCCCAGCGCAGUGCCACAGCCCGAGGUCACGUCUUCUUCAACCGCACCUGGCGCGACCGCCGCGUGCUAGGCAUGAAAUUUCGCGACGAAGCGCGACGCCUGAAGAAAGAGGGCGGAGACGAAGAGCUAAAGCAACUCCAAGACCUCGCGCCCAUCGGCCCCGAUUCAAGAACUUAUGGGAUUCUGAUACGGCAUCAUGCAGCUGUAGCCGGUAACAUCGAUCGCGUAAACGAACUGCUACAGGAAAUGAAAUACAACUCCGUAUCCCUCGACGGCACAAUCUUCAUCGUCAUAUUCCACGGUUUCAACUCCUUCGGUGGCGUCAGAUACUCCUCCUGGACACUCUCCCGCCUCGAAAAGAUCUGGAUGCAGUACCUCGAAGUACUCAACAGCGAUAUGGAGCGUACCUGGCUGUCCAGUCUGGCUGUCAUCGCAGCGCUCCGUGCAUUCGGUAGAUGCGCACCCCCAGAGCGCAUACUCAAAGCUUGGGAAGAGAUCCGCGCGUUGUGGCAUCCAGAUGAACGGGAGUUGGAGGCUGCGUUGACGGUGCUGAGGAAACUUGUGCCGAGUCAGUUGGAUGGGGGUUUCGAUGAGGUGGCUAGACCUGGGUUCUUUGAUGGGCGGAGGCCGUCUUAA